AUGUCGUUAUCCGAGAAAGUCGAAGGACUCUGUCGCAAUCCUCACAGUGUCUCGCAGGCACUGGCCGAGGACCCCUCAUUGUCACCUGGCGAAGCUGCAAAGAAGCUCUAUCAGCCUGACAACAUCUCUAUAAGCGAAGGACAUGUGCCUUCUACUAGAAAACCGGCGACUGAAGAAGAACUCGAGCGCGCAUUGCAAUGCGGAAAAUUUGUUGUACAGCCUAGCGAGCUGUUCCUUCGCGUCUUCCAUGAUAGCUUGAUGCCUCUGGAACAUGAUCCUCUCAUGGGUUGCUGUAGUCCGUCGUUGAUCGGUUCCUCAGGAACAUGUCCUUUGACCAUCGUAUCUGGAUUGCCUGACAUCUGCAGACACAUGUCCAACUUGAUCGCAAGAGCAGAAAAAGAGGUCUUGCUUGCAACAAAUUACUGGAUGGACUCUGAUGCUUCACGACUUAUCACUGAUGGCCUUAAGGAGCUCUCGAAACGUGCUGGCGCAAGAGGUGAACGAGCAGUCGUGAAAAUCAUGUACGACAGGGGCAAUGUCAAACAGGUUCUUGACAACCACCAAAUGGUCUCAGAGGACGAAUACACUGGCAAGAACAUCCGUCUGCCAUCCACCAAGGAAGCACCCAACCUUGACCUGCAAGUCUUGAACUACCACAGACCAAUGCUGGGCACUUUCCACUCCAAGUUCAUGGUUGUGGACAGAAAGAUUGGUGUUGUGAGCUCGAACAAUAUCCAAGACAACUCCAACAUGGAGAUGAUGUGUCAUGUCGAGGGUCCUAUCGUCGACUCGCUCUACGACACUUUCUUGAUCUCCUGGCAUAAUCAGCUUGAGCCCUCUCUACCAUCUCGAAACACACCUGCUGCUCUAGGAGGCUUACCAUCAUUCGACCAACCUUCGUUCCACGGAUUGUUCGAUAUGAACGGCAACUUGAACGUUCCGGAACGUGGCAACAGCCGUUCGCUGGACGAAGUCGCAGAGGCAGGCAAACGUCAAGAGCUGCCAUUGCAUGCUCCGGGCGACCCACACUACGACGUAGACAUUGCAGCUGAGGUCACCCGUAUGCAAUCAAUCAUGUCACCUCGUAGCGGUGAAACUGGUCCGGAAGUCGCAGCUCGCCAUCUCAACCGCGGCAGACGACUGGACGUCAAGGCGACCAUCGAAGGCGAUUACGCUCCAGGAGAGGAGAUGACACCCUACAUCCCGCAUAGAGUACACGACCUCGUGCCAAUGGCAUUGGUGAACCGCAAGCCGUAUGGCGCAACCAAUCACAACGGUGUGUUCAUGCCACAGAAUGAAGCUUGGCUAUCCGCUGUACGCAACGCUGUGUCCGAUGUCUUCAUCCAAACUCCCGACCUCAAUGCAGCACCUCUGAUCCCCGAGCUCCUGGCUGCUGUGCGCCGUGGAAUCAAAGUAACCUACUACGUAUGCCUGGGCUACAACGACGCCGGCGAGCUCCUUCCCUUCCAAGGCGGACACAACGAAGGUGUAGCAAACAAGCUGUACACAUCUCUCGGCAGAGACGAAGACGCAGCACGCAAUCUCCUGAACAUACACUACUACACCGCCAAGGACCAAGUCGCACCCAUCCACGAUAGCUUCAAACAGCGCUCUUGUCACGUCAAACUCAUGAUCGUAGACGGCCACUUGGGUAUCAUGGGCAAUGGAAACCAAGAUACCCAAUCGUGGUAUCACAGUCAAGAAGUCAACAUCAUGGUUGACAGUGCUGAGAUUGUCGGCAAAUGGCGUGAAGGGGUGGAAAGAAACCAAAACACUGGCAGACUGGGUAAAGCAAGCAAUGCCGAUGGUAUCUGGCGCGAUGCUCAGGGCAAUCAAGCUCCAGGAGCUAUCGGUGCCAACGCCGGCAAAAUGAGUUGGGCAAAGGGUAUUGUGGGUGCUGUGCAGAGGGUCAGAGGAGCUGGCGGUUUCUAG
Messenger RNA from Aureobasidium namibiae CBS 147.97, 1932 nucleotides. RefSeq lists its product as uncharacterized. Gene Ontology annotation, molecular function: catalytic activity. Bases 1 to 1932 code for a protein of 643 amino acids. The transcript is spliced from 4 exons. NCBI's taxonomy places the organism in Eukaryota, Fungi, Ascomycota, Dothideomycetes, Dothideales, Saccotheciaceae. The record is from RefSeq and is a predicted model, not a curated record.